GCAGGAGCUAAACCAGGACCUUACAGGUAAGUAAUGAUCAUUUGUAACUGAUACGGAACUUUUCGGACCACCUGUAGCUUGUUUAUUGACGAAGCAGGACAACCACCAAGAAGUGCGUUACAAUAGUCCAGUCUAGAGGUCAUGAAUGCAUAAGCUUUUCUGCAUCAGAAACAGGUAACAUGUUUUGUAGCUUGGCAAUGUUUCUAAGAUGGAAGAAUGCAAUUUUUGUAACAUGGGAAAUAUGGUUUUCAAAAGACAAAUUGCUGUCUAAUAUAACACCCAGAUUUUUGACUGCAGAGGAAGUAACAGUGCAUCCGUCUAGUUGCAAACUGUAGUCUACUAGAUUCUGUGUUUUUUGUCCAAUAAUUAAUAUCUCUGUCUUAUCCGAAUUUAAUAGGAGAAAAUUAUUGGUCAUCCAAUCUUUUACACUUUUAACACACUCUGUUAUCUUAGAAACUUCAGGAUGAGCUUCAAAAAACCAAACAAUCCAAGAUCAUGGCAAAUCAUCAACAAUCAAAUUCAGGUAACUGAGUUAGUAAACAUCAUCAAUAAGGCGAAUACAGAAUCUGUCCUUUAAAUAUCACUGUCUUACUAAACGCAAUCCUUCUAAAAAUAACUGGGGUCAGUGGAGAAAGGGUGUGACAUCACGUGAAAACCAUUCAUGAGAUAGAUCAAUGUUUUAUCUGUAAUUUUGUAUUUCUUUUUCUUUGUGUUCACCCCCGGCUACUGUAAAAUGUUUAAUUUGAGUGAAAUAAUAAAAAAAAAAAAUGUUUUAUUUAUGUAUUCUUAUGUAUAAGAAUACAUAUAUAAUAAGAAUCCUAUAUUAUUUCUCUAACCAUAAGGUCAUCCAAUGUUGUAUUUAAUUGUUUAAAGUGAAUUGUUUAUGCUUGCAAAAAAAGAAAAGAAAAGCGAUAGAUCAGUGGGAGGGGCGUUUAAAGUCACGUGUCUAACGCAGGAACGCAGUUUGAGCUCCCAAGAUGCAUUGCACGCUCAACUUUAAAUUGUUAUUAUUAUAUUAAGUACUUAUAUGCAUCUUAAAUAUAUAUUAUGAUACAUUUAUUCAUUUAUUUGUUAAUUGAUUGGGCUAACUUUAUUUGUAGUGGUCGCUGUGUGGUCACCGUCAUUGAGGUUUGUGUCUCCACUAAUCUGUAACUGAACCCGGAUCAACUGUAAAGUUGUACACUCAUGUUUCACCUCAGAUCGUAUAAAUCUUUCGCCUUUUACUAAAGAUUUCCGUGGGGAGGAACACAAUGAGUAUAAAAUAAUUUUUUGAUGCCCUGCUUUUAGCGGGGCUUCUCGAAUAGUGAAAAUAAGAUAGAAACGUUAAACUUCACUGUAAAGUACUUGUCCAAAGCUGUUUAUGCAUUUAUGUACGUGUAUUAUACAUAUAUGCAAGAUCAAUGUAAAUAAACGCGUAAACUCAUUUGUGUUAGAUGAUAUUUUAAUAAUGUGUUUCGAUGUAAUAUCUGAUGUAAGUGUACUGUACGUGAGCCGCGCUAACAUGUUCAUGGUGUUACUUAAUUAUUACACUCAUGUUUCUUUACAGAUCGUAAACAGUUUUUUUAUGUUUUAUUUUCAAAGUGCUGUUAUUUUCCUGUGUGUCCGCGGGUUACAAUGACUUAAAUAAUGCUUUCCUAAUAUAAGGCUUUAAAAUGUCUUAAACUCGGAAACGAUGGAUCUUACAUAUUUUUCGUCACAUUACCGCUUAAAGCAUUUGCAGUCGGACGGAGAUAAUGACUGUUUACUAUCAUUGGACAGACCAAAGAUUGUUUUCUUCCCCUUGGUAAGUUACUGCGUCAUCAGAACUGCUGUAUUAUAUCUGAAAACAAAAGACAAGGACGAGCUGAGGCUCACUCUUUAGCCCCUUUCACACUGCCAUUCUGGCAAAUACAUGGGUAAAGUGUUCCGGCAAUUGUUCCCGGGUCGCUAGAUUGUGCACUUUCACACUGCCAGUGAUUACCCAGGAUAUGUGCGUGCUUUCACACACAACCCGUAAAGAUCCCGUAACGACACGUGACAUCAGGGCGUGAUGUGUAAUGUAAGUGUCGAAAACAUUAGGCAAGGUAUACUUUCACUGAAGCAAACGAACGAUCUCUGCGUCAGCGCGGAAAGUGAGGAACUAACUGAUCUCUGCUUCAUUACAGUUUGCACCUAUUUUUUUCGUGGCGAACGUUGAUCUUCCUUCAAAACAGCCGGUAAAAGAGUCGCGCAAUAACGCGCGUCAUCACUUCGACACUGCAUUAGAUCUGGCUUUUGUUCACACAGCGCUCCUCCCGGGUCGACCCCCUCAAUGUUACUAGGUCCUCGACCCGGGUUCAAUGCGGGAAUCAAUCCCGGGACGUGGUUGCUUUCACACAGAAGGCUACGUGCAGUGUGAAAGGGGCUUUUGUGAGAGACUUCAGAACAAAUGAGCUAAACAACACACAUAAACUCAGAAACACACUGAGGUAAAAAUUCUAAAUGUUUAGUUUAUUCAUUACAUGAUAUGACUUAAUUAAGUAAGACCAUGACAAGAGCUAUUUUGAUCAGUAUUCUCACGACGCAAAAACAAACAAACUAACAAAAAAACCUUCAAAACACCUACAUAGUACACGCAUUACAUAGUCUGGUUUGCGUGCUCUUUUAGGGUGUACUCACACUAGGCAUGGUUGCCUUGAACCGAGCCCGAGCACAAUUAUCAUAGACAGUAAAAUAAAUGGGCACAGUGCCCCCACUGGAUUCAACGGAGACAAGUGAAGUCAAUUAGAAGCACACACUUCCUGGGGGUCGAGCGUACUGUGCAGACUCAAACUGAGCUUGAUGACGUAGAUGUCAAGUGAGCAACCUGUCUGACAGUUGUAAGUCUUCUAAUCGCUUUGCCAAGAGAAAUCUGAAUCACCCACCGAAUCUUGCAGAGAAGGUGAGCAUGAACAGGAGCAAAUUUUGGUAAGUAUUCUGAUUAAUGAUCUUCCUUUACUUUUAUGCCUCUGCGUCCCCCUGAUUGCCUCAUAGACAGUAAAAGAUUGCCUGCGAGCUUCUCCUGGCCAUACGGUAAUUUCUGGACUGUGCGACAGAGAGUCGCAGGUUAUGACGCAAUCGUUAGCCUAUUUUUUUUUUUUUUUUUUACAAAAACUGCUUCUAAGGGACCAUAACGAAAGAUACAAGGUAAUGGAGCCUUUUAUACAUUUUCGUGUUUCUUUAGAAAUAAGUAAUGGAUAAAUGGAGUCAUUAAACGCCUCAGAUGUAAAGUUAUUCCCUGUCAAAGUGACGCAAAAAUGAAUAGGAGUCAAUGGAAUGCUAACAGCAGGUGGCGGCGCCCAGGGCUGCUUCAAGAAAAUAUGAAACCCUGCCUCCCUGACGAUUAUCCCCCCUUCACCGUAGUGAUGUCCAGUUCAUGUCCCCUCACGGACGACUGCCGCGCACAAACAAAUUUAAAACACAACUAAAAUCCAGGUCGUCGCUCUUGUUUUAUAUCCUUCCCUCUCCUCCGUGGGACUCGAGACCAGUGGGUCAAGCAGGUGUCACUCAGAGAGGAGAAAAAAAAUUCUGCUGGGUGAUCUCCUCCGUAGUGCCUUGCAGUGGCACUGAACGGCCCUCGGUGGACGGCACGACACUCCUCCACCACCCGGUGGACCGCGACGGCUCUUCCGGUUUUGGGCAGCCGGCAGGAGUCCCCCGUUCCCUGCUCCCCCCCUUUCCAUCAGGGAUGGCAGCAGGCUCCGGGCCCCUUGCGAACGCCGCCGACUCCUACGCUCCCUCCUCCUUUUUCAGACAAGAAAACCACUUCACGGAAAAGAACUGAACUUCCCAUCACUACUCCCGCUGGACUGCUCUCACUUGCACUAAACUUUCGAGAAAGAUAUAGCCUGGAGAUUUCCAAAUAGGGACGGGAACUCCAAAACGGGGUGGGAGCUCCAAAAUAAGGCGUGGCUUCCUACCAUUGAGAGACAAGCGCAUGACACAAAUGCACAAUUUUUCCCCCAAUCCACUUCAGUGCAAAAAUGUUCAUGGUUGUGUCAGUUAAAGUGUUUCCUAUACUAUGCAACAAAAAAUGCUAACCCCUACCCCACACCUUACCUUAACCAUUGAAAUUGAAUGGCGGGAUUGGCGCUGAAUAGUGUGGUAAAGAAAGUUGCAGUUCAGGAGAUAUGAGACUUUUUAGUUACACCCAGCAUCACUACCCCCUCCUAGCCUGCGAUUUUCCUGCCCCGGGAUGGCCCCGUUGCUUGGAAUAAAACGAUAAGAGUAAAAUCUUUUCCCCUCCACUGGGACGGCUCCUGAAUGAUUCCCGUUUACAUCAUGAAGCAGAGGUUCAAACUUGGGUCCAAACACCACUGGCCAUGAGCCUUGGGCUCUGCUCUCAUGGAGAAUAUUUAUCUAUAUAGCAUAUUUUAUUUUAGUUGAACUAGAAACAAUGUUUAAUUUACAACAAGGUAUAAACAUACCUGUCAAUAAAGCUCAUUCUGAUUCUGAUGAACAGAUUUACGCUCACUUUUAGGGGAAAACAAACCGGCAUACAGUAUUGGAUAAUGUUUGUAAAACCCCAAAUUUGAAACUAAUGGCUACCUGCCAUCAUCAUCAGUAUCUUGCUGUUAUGGAAAUAUCAUGAAUUACGUAUGAUGCUAAUUGAAAGCUAAACCAGGCUAGUUGUAUGGCUGGACUGAAAAGUGCAUUCAGUACUGCAUACAGUACUAAAUAUAAAGACAUAAUAUAUAUAUUUAAAGAUGUUUACUUUCAAAUAUGAAGUAAAAUAAUUUACUUACCUGGUGACUCGAUGAGGUACGAGUAAAUGUCUAGGUAAGACUCUGGCCACUGGGUGUUACACCAAUUUGACACUUUGAGAAUGAAGUGACGUGUUUUUAAAUUCACCAAAUUAAGUUUAUGGAUGUAUCUUCCAUGCUCUGUGGCAGGCAGGGUGGACAUAUAAUGUACAUGUUUAGUUUUAUGGAUUUCUUAAGUUAUUCACGCCUGCCAGCUGUUUACGGAAGUUGCUUUUUGCCGCUAAUUUCAAUGGAAGUCUACGGGAAAUCUAGUAUAUUUUCCACUAAAAAGGGGCAGUAAUGAAAUUGACAGAUACUUUCCUGGAUGUGCCCGUUGUGCAUAUCAAAAAUAGGCAAAAAAAGCUAGUUGCAAAAGCCACGCCCACAUAGCGGCAAUCCACCUGUCACUCUACUGGCUACGCCCUUAAUUAUGCAGAACUUUAAGACUUAAUAUAAUUAAAAAGGAUGAGUUAUAAAAAAAAAAAUUCAACCCCCUACACAGUUGUCAUGAAGGGAAAAAUUAGCUAAAUAGAUCAAAAUAAUUUUUUGCUCCAGGCUGUAAAAAAAAUUCUGCUGUAAAUUUGGCCAUUUUAAAAUGAGGAGUCUAUGAGAUUGACUCCUUUUUGCAGCCAGACUCAAGCGGCCAGUCGAUGAAUUGCAGUUUCAGUCACUUCCUUGUUGGCAUCACUAGAGAGCAUGAGGUUGCCUCUCGAACCAGAGCCAUUAUGAACCUAAAUAUACUUGAUUGAAUUAAAUUUAUUGAAUAAAAUUUAUUGAAAAGUGUAGGGUAGUAGUUAUAGAACAUGUUUGGGGUUGUAAUGAUGACAGUAGUGCACACAAAAGCGGCAGCACACAAAAGGUCCAGCUGUGGCCUAAUGGUUAGAGAGUUGGACUUGUAACCAGAAGGUUGCAGGUUUGAGUCACGGUGCUGGCAGGAGUUGUGGUGGGGGAGAGUGAAUGAAAAGAGCUCUCUUUCACCCUCAAUACCCAUGGCUGAAGUGCCUUUAAACAAGGCAUUGAACCCCCAGUUGCUCCCCGGUCAUUGGAUCUAGCUGCCUGCUGCUCUGGGUGUGUGUGUACACAGUAUGUUCCCUAUUCAAUGCUGUGUGUGUGCACUUGGAUGCGUUAAAUGUAGAGCACAAAUUCAGAGUAUGAGUUACCAUACUUGACAAGUGUCACAACUUUAUUAAAUACUAUCUGUUCUGUGGUCCAGAAUAUAUUUUGUAUUUUAUACUGCAUGUGUACUGCGCCCAACCAGGCCAGGGCCGGCUAAACGAACCGGGCCCCGAGCUUAACUUAACUUCACAAAGAGUGGAUUGAAGCUGGAGUCAGCACAUCAAGAGUCACCACACUUGAAACAUCUUUAGGAAAGGGGCUACAGCUUUCACACUGCUAGAACCAAGUCACUGCUGAACCAGAAAAAACAUCAUUAGCAUUUCACCUGGGGUAAGGAGAAAGAACUGGACUGUUGCUCAGAGGUCCACAGUCGUCUUUUCAGAUGAAAAUAAAUUUUGUAUUUCAUUUGGAAAUCAAGGUCUGGAGUCUGGAGGAGGACUGGAGAGGCACAUAAUCCAAAGUCCAGUGUGAAGUUUCUGUAGUCAGUGAUUAUUUGGGGAGCCGUGAGGUCUGCUGGUGUUGGUCCAUUGUGUUUUAUCAAGUCCAAAGUCAAUGCAGCCAUCUACCAGGAGAUUUUGGAGCACUUUAAGCUUCCAUCUGCUGACAAGCUUUAUGGAGAUGCUGAUUUCAUUUUGCAGCAGGACUUUAGCACCUGCCCACAGCGCCAAAACCACGUCCAAGUGGUUUGCUGACCAUGAUAUUACUGUGCUUGCUUAACCAGCCAACUCACCUGACCUGAACCUCACAGAAAGUCUAUGGGGUAUUGUGAAGAGGAAGAUAAGUGACCUCUGACAAACGAUACAGAGGAGCUGAAGGCCGCUACCAAAGCAACCUGGGCUUAAAUAAUGCCUCAGCAGUGGCACACUUCCACGCCACGCAGCACUGAAGCAGUAGGCCAUGUAAGCUAUUACAAAUCUGAGUUGAUGCACACUUAUUUAUCUGGAAGUCUUUUAAUGUUCCUUCUGUCUUCUCUUCUUCCUGUUGCUUUAGACCUGAAAAUAACAAAUGUCUUCGAAAAGGCUUUCUUGCAUUGCUCAGGCCCUCAACUGCUAAAAUUGUAAAGAUUCUUUUGGAGAACCUAUGACCUAUUCCUCCACAUUUAUGAAAAUGAGUGCUUUAAAGCAGUAUGAAUGUGGCCUAGGGUGUGUCUAAUAGGGUAAUAUUGUCUGAUAAAGAUUUAUCAGAGCUGGCAGUGAAUGUUGGACAGAGGUGAGCUCCCUGACACGAGUAUGUGUCAGAACAGGAAAUCGGCACACUUAAAAAAAAACACAGGUGACAUGUCUAAUUUUGUCAGUUUUAAAACAUAAGCAGUUGAAGGUUAAAUCAUCACAUCAUUUGAAGAUGCAGAAGAUACAUUAUUAAAAAUGUUUUAUUCAAAGUUGAGAGUAUUGGGGAAUGUUUUUCAGGAAAAUAUUUCUAAUUAAAAAUGUAAUGCUUAAUUCAAUGUUAGUUGUUUCUUUGUAAUUAUUUGUGAAAUUUACUAGCAAUUUCUGUCUAAAAAAACAGUUUCAAAGGAAGUUUUUUUUUUUCUUUUCAGUGUAUAUCUUCAUGUUUCAACAGAUUAUUUUAAAUGUCUUUUAAGCUUGAUUAUGUCUUUGAAGGGACUGCUACUAAGAACAGAAACGGGUGAAGGGUUCAAAUCAAAAACAUAUUUUUAAAAACUUUAUAUCUUAUGAACACAAUUCUAACUAAAACACUUAAUCCAGUGAUUGUUAUACUGUAUAAAUUCAAAUAGCACAGUGUUCAUGUGUGUGUGUGUGUGUCUGUGUGUGUGUGUAAUUUGCAAGGUAACCAUGACAUUGAAUUUGGGUUGGAGCUACAGGUCAUAACACUUCCCCCAGUGGGAGGUGCAUGACAGCUAUUGAAGGAGAGGUGGAGCUCCAUGAGGUAAAAAAAAAAAAAAAUCAGCAAAAAGGGUGACUACAUAGUAGUAGAAGAAGAAGAAGCAUAGCAGACAAAUAGAAAAGAGAGGAGCGCAUGAAUGAAAAAGACAUGAGUACAGAAGGAAAUCAGAGUACAGGAGGAGGAGGAGUGGUGGACACAAAACCUGGCCAGUCUGGGUGGAAGCAAUUCCAGUGCCCCAUAGCUGAUCCGCACUUUCCUAGGGAAGAUAUAAAGAAGAUAUGGAAGGAGUGUCAGUACGAGAGCUUCUGGUAUCGAGCUGUUCUACUCUCUGCUGGCAGCAUGGCUGUGACUGGCGGCCUCAUUUACAGCGGAGUCUGGAAAAAGUCCAAGCGAUUUGGGUAUUUCCCUAAACUGCUUUUGGCGGGAAUUGUGGGUUACGCAGUAGGCAAAGCUUCUUAUUUUGGGACCUGCAGAGAGAAGUUCAACAAUAAACUGGGACCAGAGUUCGCCAGAGGGUUUGGUCCUCCUGGAUUUAGAGCUGGUGGCUUUAAACCUGGACAUAAACACUGCAUCCAUGUGUGUGAAAAGUGCAAGCAAGAAGAAGCACAGAGCACAGCAACAGUGUCUGAUGCACCCACUCAGAGCUGAGAGUCUUUGGAAUUCGCAGGACACCGCUCAUUACGCCAUGUCAUUUUUUUUAAAAAUAAAAAAUAAAUAAAGUAUAACAGAAAUAUUUAGCCCUUUUGAAAAUAAUGCAAAACAAAGCAGCUAAAAUCUUGAAUGGAGCUCAAGCCUUACUAACCAGCAGGGGGCGCCAAGACCAAGAAAUUGUUUUUUUUACAAUUUAUUGACUUGAACUAUAGGUCUGUCAAAUAGAAUAAAUAUUUUAACACUAAGACAUGUAGAGUUUAUACAUGACGUGGAUAUGAACAACGUAACUAAGUAAUGUAUGCUGUUGUAGUCAAAUAAAUCCACCGAAUAUGAUUCUCUUUUUUAAGUUCUUAUAACGUUACAUUCCAAUGAUAUUUGCUCAGCUUUUCUUUUGUUUAUAAUGUAGAGAAGGGAGUGGAGGUUUCUGUUCAAUUUUAUGAUAGUAAGCAGCUGCCUUUUAUCAGAGCAGAAUCAUAAUAUUGUACUGCAAAACGAACUCAUGAAAAUCGGACACUUAAAAAAAAAAAAAUAUAUAUAUAUAAAAUUACCUUUACAAACAAGAAUUUUUGAAUUUUCAUUUAAAUCAUUUGAAGAGCAAGCAUAUCUUUAUCUCUUAUCUCCAGCUCAGAGGACUGUAAUAACUGUAACAUCAGUGAAUAAAGUCAAUAUUAUAAACAUGGGUCCAAGUCUAAA
Carassius gibelio (silver crucian carp) is the source of this 9044-nucleotide messenger RNA. RefSeq names its product OCIA domain-containing protein 2. The record is from RefSeq and is a predicted model, not a curated record. Gene Ontology annotation, cellular component: mitochondrial inner membrane. The transcript has 7 exons. The coding region runs from base 7833 to 8348 and encodes 171 amino acids. NCBI's taxonomy places the organism in Eukaryota, Metazoa, Chordata, Actinopteri, Cypriniformes, Cyprinidae.